UGCCUGCACCGGAAAGUGUCCUCCAUGGUGUCAUUGUAGGUUUUCUCGAGGUUGAAUAUUCGUGAAAAAGAAAUGUCUGGGUACACGCCAGACGAGAAGCUCCGUUUCGAGCAGAUUUCAAAGCUCCGGAGGCAGUGGCUGAAGGACCAGGAGCUCAGCCCGAGGGAGCCCGUGGUACAAGCUAAACCUCUGGGCCCCGUCGCCAAGUUCUGGGCUGGCUUUCUGGAGCCCAAGAGCCUGUGGAGACUUUACACCUACAAAGCAUACAGAGGUGGAGUUUUCACAUUAACACGGCUGUUGAUACCUGCUUGGAUUGCUCACUACUAUGUGAAAUACCAUGUUGCUGCAAAGCCAUUUGGCAUUGUGGAAUUGAAACCCAAGCUGUUCCCAGGCGACACCAUUCUGGAGACGGGUGAAGUUGUUCCAGAUCUCCCCGAAACCCAUGGUCAUCACUGAAGUUGAAAUAAUUUCAUCAUUUUCUUGAGUUUCUGUUGUAAAAACUGUGUAUAUGCCAAUAAAAUAUUACAAAGUCAAAAUAUUUUCCAAAUCACUGCCAGAUCACAUCAGUUUAAAGAAAGAAUUGCUGGAAUGGGGUGUAAUGGAAGGAAAAAGUAUUCAAAUACAACACAUUUAUAAACAUCAGUUGAAAGAAAAAAAAAUCACUUUGUUGUAUUUUAUGGAGAGCAGUUAACAUUUUAAAUUUAAACCACUGAAGAUACUCUGGAUUUCCAGGGAGCAUAUGUGCCUAAAAACAUAAUGUUUGUCAAAUGUGUUUGUUGACCAAAUGCUGGGAAAUAUGUUAUUUUUAUUCUGAUAAGACUCAAAGGAUGUAUUAGACACGUUUCACACAACAAUUAACUGGACUGAGAACCCUCACUCGAUAACUAAGAGUGUGAAUGUACAGUAUGUGGUAUCUGACAACAUAAAAACAAGGCCUCAGUGGCUCUUAUUCUGGUAACGACCGGAAGUGUGCUUCUUGCGG
Molecule: messenger RNA, 982 nt
Organism: Chelmon rostratus (copperband butterflyfish)
Lineage: Eukaryota; Metazoa; Chordata; Actinopteri; Chaetodontiformes; Chaetodontidae
Gene: ndufb6
Product: NADH:ubiquinone oxidoreductase subunit B
Exons: 4
Coding region: 73-456 (127 amino acids)
Biological process (GO): mitochondrial electron transport, NADH to ubiquinone; mitochondrial ATP synthesis coupled electron transport
Source: RefSeq, a predicted model, not a curated record